AUGUCCACCCCAAUCGCCCUGACGCUAACGCUCUCCCCAGACAAUCCGUCGAACACGACCAUUUUUGACCCAGAUAACAAGGUGCUCUACACCGUGCACACCACACAUGAUAAGGAGACCGUUACGCACGUCAAGAACGCGGAGGACAAAGAGCUCGCGUCCCUCGAGUGGCAUGACGUUCUUCCCGACAAAGUCUCCGUCGGGAACAAGACGCCGACCUCCCUGCGCGACUGGCUCCAUACGAGCCUCGUGCCGUUCUACCUGAAGGAUGAUGCAUCGUUCAAGGACGAUUCUGGGCGUAAGUACAAGUGGCGCGGUAAUUCUCCCGGUCAUUCCCUCGAGCUCUUCGCGGAGGACGACGGCUACAAGGAGCCCAUCGCGCGGUCCAUCCGCUCCCUCAGGGCCCGAGACGGCGGGCUGCAGCAACCCACGCAGCUCCUGCUGACCGAGCGCGCGGUGCAGGUCCGCGAUGUAGUCGUCAUCUCGUUCCUCUUCCUCGAGAAAGGGCGGCGCGUGAACGAGAAGACGUCUCAGAAUAUGGCGGACGUUAUGGCCGCCCCACCUCUUUCAGCCAUGACGGGCUAUGACUAUAACGUGAGGGAUGGUGGUGUCGGUCAUUGA
Molecule: messenger RNA, 621 nt
Organism: Dichomitus squalens LYAD-421 SS1
Lineage: Eukaryota; Fungi; Basidiomycota; Agaricomycetes; Polyporales; Polyporaceae
Exons: 3
Coding region: 1-621 (206 amino acids)
Source: RefSeq, a predicted model, not a curated record